Messenger RNA from Achroia grisella, 1173 nucleotides. Its product is annotated as acyl-CoA Delta-9 desaturase-like. Lineage: Eukaryota; Metazoa; Arthropoda; Insecta; Lepidoptera; Pyralidae. Gene Ontology annotation, molecular function: stearoyl-CoA 9-desaturase activity; iron ion binding. The record is from RefSeq and is a predicted model, not a curated record. The coding region runs from base 89 to 1147 and encodes 352 amino acids. Gene Ontology annotation, biological process: unsaturated fatty acid biosynthetic process. Gene Ontology annotation, cellular component: endoplasmic reticulum membrane. The transcript is spliced from 5 exons.
AUCGUUAUCGUUAGCUAACGUGUGCACAGUGAAAACGGUAAAGUUCUAUGAUUACAACCAUUUGAGGUAGUGUACAAAGCAGUGCAAAAUGGCACCAAACGUCACAGAUAUCAACGGAGUGUUGUUCGAGAGUGAUGCUGCCACAGCAGAUUUUGCUCUCGCCUCACCCCCCGUAGAAAAAGCAGAUAAUUAUCCAAGAGUUUAUGUAUGGAGGAACAUUAUCCUCUUCGCAUACCUCCACUUGGCAGCGUUGUAUGGAGGAUACCUAUUCCUGUUUCACGCAAAAUGGCAAACUGAUGUAUUUGCGUACGUUUUAUACGUGAUGUCUGCCCUUGGAAUCACAGCAGGAGCUCAUAGACUGUGGGCCCACAAGUCAUACAAAGCUAAAUGGCCACUAAGACUCAUCCUGGUUGCAUUUAACACUCUGGCUUUCCAGGACUCUGCAAUUGAUUGGUCACGUGAUCACCGCAUGCAUCACAAAUAUUCAGAGACUGACGCCGACCCUCACAAUGCCACACGUGGUUUCUUCUUUUCACACAUCGGCUGGCUUUUAGUUAGGAAACACCCUGAAUUGAAGAAGAAGGGCAAAGGACUAGACCUCAGUGACUUAUUUGCCGACCCCAUUCUUAGGUUCCAGAAGAAAUAUUACCUGAUCCUGAUGCCUCUCGUUUGCUUCAUCUUACCGACUCUCGCUCCUGUAUACUUAUGGAAUGAAACAUGGUCAAACGCUUUCUUCGUCGCAACUCUGUUCCGGUAUGCAUUCAUCCUAAACGUUACCUGGCUAGUCAAUUCUGCAGCCCACAAAUGGGGACAGAAACCCUAUGACAAGAACAUCAAGCCUGUUGAGAAUAUGUCAGUCUCAUUGUUUGCACUCGGAGAGGGCUUCCACAAUUACCAUCAUACAUUCCCUUGGGAUUACAAGACAGCCGAACUUGGCAACAGCAGGCUAAAUUUCACAACACACUUCAUUAACUUCUUUGCCAAAAUCGGUUGGGCGUAUGACCUCAAAACUGUUUCUGAAGAGAUUAUUCAAACCCGAGUUAAGCGCACCGGUGACGGCUCUCACCAAUUAUGGGGAUGGGGCGACAAAGAUCACUCACCAGAGGAAAAGAAGGCAGCUAUAAGAAUUAACCCAAAGGAUGAUUAAAGCAUACGUGUAAAUAUAUAAAAUAA